AAUCGUCAGGCUAGAUUCUGCUGCAUUUUGAUCAUAGAUAGAGCAUGCCGGUGAAUUGUACGUAGAAGUGAAUGUGCAUUAAGUGGGGGGAAUGGUGAUAGCUAGAUAACGAUGGAGCGAUAACGGGAGGCCGCCGCGGCUAGCGUCGGUCGCGAAUUUUUUACACUUUUUGCUCGUCUGAGGCCAGACCUUCUAGCGGUGUUUGCGGUGUGAUAAAGUUGUAUCGAUGUUUACCGGCAGUCACAACGUGUUGACUCGGUGGAGUGUCCUCGUCGCUAUCUAUAACGUGUAAACUGUGCCUUCGUGGACUGGAAAAUUAAAAACUAAUUUAAAAGAUAAAAACAUGAGUGUAAAAUUGUUAAGUGAAGUGUGAAUAAUGAAGGACUCUGCUCCACGGUGCGAGGACGUAGCCGACAAGCUGGUGCGCCUGUUCGGAUGGAGGCAGACGUAUCCUGUGCAGAAGCUGCAGAGGAACAUCUUGCCUAAGCCUAAUGAGACGGGUCCUGAGACAUGGGUCGGCGUCCGGGCUCUCCGCGCGAGCUCCGGUGGCAUUUUAGACCCGGACGACCGCGUCCGGGACGUGGCGGACGACCGGGAGACGCUGACGGCGGAGUGCACCGGACAGACGCCGCAGCCGCGCGCAGCGCAAGCAGAUGGCGCUAGUGGAUCGUCGGCUGGCACCGCCUCUCCUGACAUGUUUAGGGGCGGCGGUGGCGUCGGCGGCAGUAUGCGGGUGCCGAACACAGACUCGUGCGUGGAGGUGGGCGAGGCGGACCUGGAGGACGGCGCCAACGGCCUCCAGGUCCGUCGCGGGAGUGAGCCCACGUUACACCAGGACACGUUACCUCCCCAGCGAUCGGCGACAGAACAAACCAAGCGCUGGUCAGCCGCCGUGGUCUGCCGCGACGACAGCAGCCGGAUCACGCAGAAAGUGCACCCGCUGCCGGACGGCCGGCCGCCGGACGCGGACAGGCACGCGCCGCCCGGACAGCACUUCCAGAGGCAAUCCAACCGGCUGUCCAUGCAGUUCUCUGGACCUGGGAGUGGCGUAUGGUUAGACGCAGCGGAGAGAGUGCAGACUUACGGUAGCAAAAGUCUUCCAAGAGACGCACGGAGAGAACCUUUAGGCCAAGAUACACCUCCCAAUGAUCAUCAGAACCAUAGGGUAGAAGACAUGCUUCGAUGGGUGACCGGUGUCAACAAUGUAGCGAGCGUGCAUCCUGUGCAAGAACGUCCACUAGAUCUCUUACCUGAAGUGGGCAGCAGCGAGCGCGCCAUAUCGGGCAUGGAAGUCCCGGUCAGUCCCAGCAAGCAUUCAUCAGGCGCCAUGCAGACGGUCACAGUCGCGCUUGUCAAGGGAGAGAAGGGGCUCGGAUUCACCAUCACCACGCGGGACAACCCCACCGGGGGACACUGUCCCAUCUACAUCAAGACUAUCCUGCCUAAGGGAGCCGCAGUAACAGACGGCAGAUUACGAGCUGGUGAUCGACUGGUCUCAGUGAACAAGGUCUCAGUAGCGGGAUUAACACAGCAGCAAGUGGUUUCAUUGCUGAGAACAACGCCCACCGACUCUACCGUUGAGAUUGUUGUUGAGAGAAGCGCGCCUCAUCGGACACAGAGGGUAGAACCCCAGCAGAGCCCACAGAAGUACAUAGAAAAAGCGAUCGGUUCUCCCAACACCGUGAACUCAAUAGAGGUGAAAUCGGAAAACGGGCGCGUGUCCAGCAUAGUGAAUGCCAUCAACCAGAACAACAGCUCCAUGCGGGGCCGGAUACCGAAGAGCUCGUCGAAGGACGAUCUGCUGAAGGAGAACGAUAACGCGAUACAGGACACUUUGAAUUCGUCGAGCAAUUCGGUGCUAGGUCCUCGGAACAGGCUAGUCUUGAGGCUGGAUGUCCCAGUGCAUGACUCCGAAAAGGCUGGUCUUGGCAUCAGCGUGAAGGGCAAGGUGACGGUGGGCCCCGACCCUCAGGAUCUCGGCAUCUUCAUCAAGUCAGUACUGCAUGGUGGUGCUGCGUCUAGAGAUGGGAGGUUACACACAAACGACCAGCUAUUAAGUGUAAAUGGGGUAUCCCUGGUGGGGCAGUCGAAUGCUGAAGCGAUGGAGACCCUUCGGCGGGCGUUAAUACACUCGCGGCCGCACGUUCGAGGCAGCAUAUCACUCUCAAUCGCUCGCCGAACUGACAGCAUGGACAGCCUGGCCAGGUGGAAGGACGACACCCCUCCCAAUGGCAAUGACACCACCAACUCCAACGAAAACAGCCAGUUCAACACCGUCAUCUACAACACCUCAGACAAAGACUGCAAAGCUAACGACACCUACAACAGUAAUCAGAAGGAAGGCUUCGACAGUCAUGAUGGCAGAGGCAGCAAGAAACAUGCUUCUAUAGUCACCAUAAAUAAUAAUAAUAGCUGGGUCUCCAACCAGUCUGAUGACAGCAAAGGGUAUCUAGAAAGAGACAAAGAAAUCCCACACGAUAAUAAAAGAGACAGCUUUGAAUGGAGCAGACUAGAUGGGUGGAACCCUGUGAUAGAUAGACUGACGGGACUUAGGAACGAAAGCUAUUAUAUGGCGACGGGUCAGGAUGCUCCGGUCACGAAUGGACACGGCCACCAUUAUAGGCCGAAUCUAGGACACGUGCACAUGUCUAGAUCGCCGCCUGCGCACCAUAAUGUCAUCAUAGAAGAAGACUAUGGGACGACGACAAGGGGCAGCACAGGCGGCAAUGGCGGCGAGUCCGGCAGCGAAUGCGGCGCGGGUUUCAGCCGAGACGCCGUGGGCCGCCGCUCCAUGUCGGAGAAGCGCCACGCUGCCAUGGACGCCAAGCAGACCGGCACCUACAAGAAGAUCAAGGAGAUCAAGGCCGUCAACUCAUUACAAGUAGGCCCGUCGCUGGGAAUGCGCAAGUCGUCCAGUUUAGAAUCGUUACAAACAGCUAUACAAGAGAACCAAAGGCAUCCACGCAAUGAACCAAUUUAUGCGCGAGCGCACCCACCGUUAAAACAUUGGCUAACAGAUGACAAUGGUCCCGAAGGAAUGGUCCGAGGCUCACCACAGCAGUCGUCACUAUCACAUAAAAAGCCAUCUUUACUCAAGUCACUCUCAACUAUGUUCAGGAUCGGCAAGCCCCAUAAAAAAACAGAGACAGAAGUGUACGGACGCUCCCAGCCGGGGCGGUCGUCGGAGAAAUCUUUAUCCCGGGAGGCGCUGGAGAGACACAACCGGAUAGACGAGCGGCUGGAUGAGAACAACCCGCCGCACCAGAGACCGGAGCCGCAGCACUCGCGGCAGAGCAGCAGCGAGCGCAAGUCGGAGCGCCGCGCCGCCGCGCCGCCCUACCGCGCGCCGCCCGCCCGCACCGCGCCCACGCAGCAGCAGCAGGCCUUGGACAGCGCGUGGGGACCAACAGGACACUAUGUAAACUACGAAGAAAUACAACAAAACCUCAACGCGCGAAGAGAGAAGCUCAGUGAAGUGCAGAUCGGACAGAUGAGGCGGCAGGUGCACGCGCAGAGAGCCAAAGCUGAGGAGGAGAGUCGUCGGGCAGGCGGCGGAGCUGGCUACCACUCUCAGCGAUCAUGUAGGGACGCUCCGAGGCCACAGUCCAACUACUACGAGUACGAGACCGCCCCCCCUAGGAGGCCCGGCAAGCUGUCUCACUACCACUGACGGUACUUGGAACUGGUAACUGUGUGUGUAAAAGUACCCGCAAUUUUAACUUGUGGGCAGUGAGCUACCGCCUAUUCAUCCUGGACAGUAAAGCUUGAAAAACUCCAAGCUGCUAGGGCUUGGAGCAGUGAUAGUCCACUGACGGUACUUGGAACUGGUAACCUGGUAACUGUGUUUGUGUAAAAGUACCCGCAAUUGUAACUGUGGGCUUGUGCUAUGAUCUACUAAACCGCCUACUCUCAUAAAGUAAAGCUCAAGUAGCUCUUGGGAAGUUGAUAAAAAUACCUUUGGCAGGAAUAUUUGGUACUGGUAACUGUGUUUUUGGUGUAAAAGUAUCCGUAAUAUGAUAACUUGUAGGUUUGUGCUAUAAUCCUGCAAUUUUUACUAGCUUAAUCAUUAACAGUGAAGCUCGGGCAGCUUCAAGCGAAAGCUAGACUUAAAAAGUAGAGAAAAGAAAGCAUCGACUUCCCUCUAGCUAGAGACGAGUACAGUUGACAGUUAAAACUAAAGGCAGCCGUUAGAAGUAAUUGCUAAACAUGACAUUUGAAGACAUUGUAAUUAGUUUUAGUCCAUAAGUCAUGGCCAGCCCAACUUCUACCUUAUUAAAGUAGUAUCUCUUCUUCAUCUUACAGUUUUAAUGUUGUUUUUUGAGUUAAAACAAAUGUCGAGAACUUUAUAAAAUUUAUGUUUUUUCCUAAUAAUUGAAAUCCUAAAUUCAUUCAGAACACAAAGCUUUCACAUGUUAUUAAAGUUGAAUGGCUGUAAAAAAGGAAUUGUUAUAUAGCAAUUAAGAAAAUUGUUACAUUAAAUAUUUAACCAGUAAAAUAGCAAUUAACAAUAAGCAUUUUCUCAUUAUCGUGCACGGCAAAGAUAGCGGUAAACGUUUAUGAAAUUAUUGUAUUUUUUCCCCACUCGUGUCGUCAAACUACAAAAUACCAACGAAGACGCUAUACAUUCAUAUUUCAUACAUUUUUUACGCCACCUUUGCCGGUGCCAAAUAAAACUACCUUUAAUAUUUUUUAUAUGAAUUCAUUAGAUGUAUUUUAAAAUCUCACUUGUUUACUUUGAAUAAGGUAAAAUACAAUAAAGCACAGGGUUGUCAAAACCUUAAAUAGUAGGAAAGACCAAGGUUCUCAAGUGAAAUCUAAAAAAAAAUCCUCUUGGAAAAUUCUCCAUUUUCCAGCGUACUUAGGUUUUCAAGUUCUCUGAAAAUGUUUGAUUUUAAAAUUAUUGUGCAAAGCUUAAGCCACUAUGUAUUGAAGAGAGAUACCAUUGAUCACCAGUGAUACGGUUGUUUUAUUUAAUUAGCUCUUAUAUACUGGCAAUACGAUACUAAUUUGUGAUGCUGAAGGAUUUAUAUUAUUAUAUUGUAAGUUAUUUUCUCAUUUUAUUUACUGGAAAUUAACUUGUAGUACGAAUUACGUCAAUGAUCAAUAAUAUUUUCACAAUAUUUAUUUAUUUUACUUCAUCUCGUAGACGACAGCAUAUCGAACAAAAUAGAAAUACUGGCAUUUUAUGUUUAUGUAAUAAAUUCUAUUUUGCAACAGUCGUUAUGCUGUCGACUGUACAUAAUCAUCCUAUAUACCGAAACACGACAUAGUUAAGUUUGUAAUUCAAUGAAGCUUUAAAGUAAUCAAUUUUAUGUUAUGUACGAGUAAAUUAAUUUUAAAUUAAAUCUGAUCUUUAACACUUGGGUAGUGUGACUGAAUAAUUUAUUAGGUUAAGAAUAAAUUAUGUGUUUCAUUAAUUGAUUUCGAGACUUAAUUACGGCUUCCAAAAUAUGUGGAAUUCUAAUUUGUUAUUUUGACUUUACGGUUUUUUGAAAGACUGCAGCGCAGAAGUAUGCAUUAUUAAAUAUUCUCAAUAUUAUUAUGUAAGUAGGUUACCACAGAAGUGUUUUUUAAGAACUUAUUAUAUCCAUGUUUUAGCAGUCAAGCACUUAAAACUCUACUUCACUUUGGUAUCAUCUCAUCACCAUUUGAUGAUGAUGAUGGUGAUGAUCCGUGGAAUUGAACUAGUUAUAAAAAUAACAUAAAUAACUUUCGACGUUGAGUGUACCUGAUGUCAAGAAAUUGUCUCAGUGAAUAUCAGUUUUGAACAAAACCUACUUUUUGAAUGUUCCAAUUAUUGAGAAAGUUUGUAUUUUUUUAUACAUUUAAUAGUAAAGUCAAUUCACUUUUAAAUUGUGAUAUUUUUAUCAGUAACGUUUGCAAUUAGUUUAACAUUACUUUUGUAAGUUACUAAGAUACAUUUGUGGCACUUAAGGAUAAUAUGACAGGGAACUUCUUUCUAUGUUGCAUCUUUAAGGUGAAGACUGACUAAAAAUAUAUGAAAACUUACUGUUUUUAAGAAAUCAUGAAAACUUUUUAUUUUGCUACUUAUAUUUUUGUAUUAAAUCUGCACUAAUCGGAGUAUGUAUUGAUUAUGUUGAUCCCAGGAUCAUGUUUCUCUAUUCGUAAAAAUGUGUAACACUUUGAAAAUGUUCUUUGUAUUUUAUUCUCAUGGCUAUAAAUCCUAUAGGUAUGAUAAAGGUAUUCUCACAUUGUCGCGUGUUGUGUGAGGGGCGUACUACCUAAAUGAUAUUCGUAUAAUAGGCCCAGUGCGUUUGCCGGGGCUUUCCGCUGUCUUGUAAAGUAAAGUAAUGUUAAAAGUAAAGUAAUGUUUAUUUCUCACCAACAUAACAGAUAAUAUUAUGAUAACAAACAAUCAGGAAAAACAAAGUAAGAAUGUUGGUGGGUUGAUACCUGAACUAGGAAGAUUCCUGUGUCUCAGGUUACCAACCCUCCACCCCAUACAAUGGUCUAUGUUAUAAAUAAAAAGAUUAUAUUAUUAACAUUUAAGAACAUAACAAUUAUAAUAGUAUGAGAAUUUUUUAAGGUAGAAAAAAAAAACAAAAUUUCGACACAAUGACAUUAUUAAAAGUAUUAAAAAUAUUAUGCGGGUAGUAUGCAAAAACUUACACAUGUAUGGCAGCAGCUACUUCGCCCGAGUAAAAAUUGAACUUCAAGUAAACAGUUAAAAACAUAGAGACGCCCCGCCUGAAAUCUCUGGCUCGGAUCUUGAGCGCUAAAGGAAAUAUGCAGUGUUUUGAUGGCUGUUUCCAUUAACAAAAAUAUACUUUUACUGACUAGUACAACAACUAACGUCACAUAGCAUAUUAAAUGAACAAAACAUUCAUUUUACAAGUAUGCGCUCAAGAUGCGUACCGCGGACUAUACGUCACGCUACAAUGUUGUUUAUACCUUAACACGAUGGGGGUAAAAUCUAAAUUACAAUUUAGUGCCUUAGACAGUUUUCAUAUAUUUCUAAUCGAGCUAUUUAAAUGUUAUAUGGACCUCAAGUUUAAAUAGUGUAGUAAUCAUAGCCAAUGGCUAUAUUAGAAUACUUAGCGAGGAACUAUGAUGAUGCUAAAUAGUACUUAAGUGAAUUUUCUUUAAUUUAUGUACAGAAAUUUUCAUGUAAUUGUAAAUAUUAGUGUUUGUCAAAGAGAUUAAUGUAUGUAAUAUGCAAUUUAGUUACAUCUCACCACGAUGAGUUAAUGAGAAUUAUGUUAAUUAUGUUACGGUUAGAACAAAGCGUUAGAUUAGUCACAAUAAACGAAAACGACGUGCCCAUAAUUUUGUACAUAAAUGUAUACACAUGUCUAUAACGUGUUGUAAACGAUAUCAAUUUGUAUAUUUUAAUUAUGUAGAGACUUUCAGUGCGGAGAUUGGCCAUCGUACCUAAAUAAAACAAGUAUUAUGAA
Ostrinia nubilalis (European corn borer) is the source of this 7415-nucleotide messenger RNA. It is a transcript of the gene baz, whose product is annotated as partitioning defective 3 homolog. The transcript is spliced from 20 exons. Gene Ontology annotation, molecular function: phosphatidylinositol binding; protein binding. Lineage: Eukaryota; Metazoa; Arthropoda; Insecta; Lepidoptera; Crambidae. Gene Ontology annotation, biological process: establishment of centrosome localization; establishment or maintenance of epithelial cell apical/basal polarity; intracellular protein localization. The record is from RefSeq and is a predicted model, not a curated record. The coding region runs from base 377 to 3670 and encodes 1097 amino acids. Gene Ontology annotation, cellular component: apical plasma membrane; adherens junction; apical junction complex.